This is a messenger RNA of Brassica napus (rape), 993 nucleotides long. RefSeq names its product RING-H2 finger protein ATL8-like. The record is from RefSeq and is a predicted model, not a curated record. The transcript has a single exon. Bases 315 to 881 code for a protein of 188 amino acids. Lineage: Eukaryota; Viridiplantae; Streptophyta; Magnoliopsida; Brassicales; Brassicaceae.
UGGAAAUUUCCAAUUUAAAUUGGUAUUAAAUUUUAAAAUAAUAAAUGCAUCAUAAUCCAACGAAACAUUGGGGAAAAGCAUAGACUUUCCCAUGCCUCCACAAAUUUGAGUCAUUGGACAAAAAGCAGCAAUUUAAACUUUAAUUGAUAAAUUUACAAAAUAACCGAAAGCGAUGUAUAAAUAAAAACAAAUACCAAAAAGACCGAAGUCUCACUAUAAAUACCUUUCCUCCUUGCCUCCACAAAGAAACGCUCAUACUCCUAACCCCUCUCAACUUUUCAAACCAAACCUCUCUUCCCUCUUUACUCUCUGCAAUGGCGCGCCUUCUCUUUCGUCUUCUCCAAGAAACCAAUUCUCCGACACCGGCAACACCUUCUCCGGCCUUAUAUUCCGAACUCGUGGUCGUCAUAGCUGCUCUUCUCUGUGCACUGAUCUGCGUCCUCGGCUUACUCGCCGUCUCUCGUUGCGUCUGGCUCCGUCGUAUCGCAAACAGCUCCGCCACGAAUUCUGAUCAACCGCCGGCUAACAAAGGGUUGAAGAAGAAAGUCCUAAAGUCUCUGCCGAAGCUCACCUACUCGCCGGACUCUCCCCCGGCUGAGAAGUUUGCCGAGUGCGCCAUCUGUCUUACGGAAUUCGCCGCCGGCGAUGAGCUCAGGGUGUUGCCACAGUGUGGUCACGGCUUCCACGUGUCAUGUAUCGACACGUGGCUCGGGUCUCACUCUUCUUGUCCUUCCUGCCGCCAGAUCUUGGUGGGGAUUGCCAGGUGUCAAAAAUGCGGCGGGUUACCCGGUAGCUCGAGUUCAGGACCCGAACCUGAUACCCGAAUCAAGCAAGAUGAUCCUAAUAGUAAUAAUAAUGAUAAUCUAUCUCACCUUAAUUAGUUUUUUAGAUAUUUCCAUUAAAAUUGUUCCUUUCAUUUUAAUAAUGUAUAUAUUUACUUGUUUUAAAUGGAUUUAUGUAUUGGAAAGUUAAUGUCAUUCAACACUUUAUUUC